Pieris macdunnoughi is the source of this 1212-nucleotide messenger RNA. The record is from the annotation of a GenBank genome assembly. NCBI's taxonomy places the organism in Eukaryota, Metazoa, Arthropoda, Insecta, Lepidoptera, Pieridae.
AUGUUUGGCGGCAGCGGUGGCGGCGGUGGAGGAUCCUAUGGUGGUGACUGCGCGGAGGGCUAUGGGCUGGGCUACAACGGACGUCUGCAACACUACGCUGCACACUUCGCGCCCCACCAGACCUGGCACCAUCAUGCGGCCCAUCAUGACACAUACGUGCUGUGUUGCGAUUCCUUAUCUCUUGAGCUACUUAGCAACGUGAAUAUGGAGUUACCUUUGGCGGAACGGUUGUUCCAGAAUUUAGUUCAUCUCGCAGGUGGAGGCAGUGUUAGUGGUGUUGGCAGCGUCGGCGCUGUAGGCGGCGUGGGCAGUGUGGGCGGUGGACUAUAUGGACAAAACAUGGUGAUGGGCGGUUGGUGUGCGCCCUACGACGCGCUUCAGAGACCACCGGCUUACGAUGGUGCGGAGGCGUACGAGGAGGGCCGCGAGUGUGUCAACUGCGGCGCCAACAACACACCACUGUGGAGACGCGACGCCACCGGACAUUACUUGUGCAACGCCUGCGGUCUCUACCACAAGAUCAACGGCGUCAACCGGCCGCUGGUGAAGCCGAGCAAGCGGCUGUCUGCUGCGCGACGCCACGGGCAGUGCUGUACCAACUGCGGGUCUCGCAAUACGACAUUGUGGCGGCGAAACAAUGAUGGUGAACCAGUCUGCAACGCUUGCGGCCUUUACUAUAAGCUGCAUGGAAUCAAUCGACCACUGGCUAUGAGGAAAGACGGUAUUCAGACGCGAAAGAGGAAGCCGAAAAAAUCAGCGAGUGGAACGAAACCUGCUCACGAGGCACCCAAAAAGGACGGGCAGGGUUCACCAGGCAUUGACGACAGUAAAUCAAGUAUAUCAGAAGUACCGCUGCCGCUGACGGCCUCACUGUCCCCACAUACGCACGGGCACACAAGCAAGCAGGCAAACGGCGAGCAGAGCGGGCAAAGCGGGCAAGGUGUACAGGGUGUUCAGGGCGGGCAAUACGGGCUGGCUAGCACAGCGUUCUUGUCUUCACCGUCCUUGUUCAACAUCAAAAGCGAGCCGGCUGCGGCAUAUGACCCACCAGGUUAUCCGCCCACCGGCAACCCACCACACCACUACCACUCCCACCACCAUUAUUUACACGCGCUGCAGUACGGCUUGUCGAACGGUGAAGAGGAGGAAGGCAGUGGAUUUCUUCAUCAGCGCAAUGUCACCGCACACGCCAAACUUAUGGCCUCCACGUAG